Messenger RNA from Ipomoea nil (Japanese morning glory), 1278 nucleotides. RefSeq lists its product as uncharacterized. The transcript is spliced from 7 exons. NCBI's taxonomy places the organism in Eukaryota, Viridiplantae, Streptophyta, Magnoliopsida, Solanales, Convolvulaceae. The record is from RefSeq and is a predicted model, not a curated record. The coding region runs from base 537 to 1028 and encodes 163 amino acids.
UUACAAUUUACAAUUGUUGUGUUUCUGAAUCGGUUCAAGAGUGGUUGGAUGUUGAACCGACUGGACUGGUAACAGAAAUACAGUUCAUAAUGAUGGGCAUGGCAGUGUUGAAUGAUGAUAACCACACGUGCAUUCUAAACAUCAGGACCUUUUCGGGAGAUACGCGAUGCCAAUGUUUUUGAGCUGCCUCUUCUUCUUCUUCCUCUUCCUUUUAGUAACCACUGAGAGAACCAGAAAAGCCGUAUGAACCUAUUACUUUAAUCCUCUUGCAGAACGCGAUCGAUUUCGGGAAGGGCCUCGCACUGACACAGAGGGAGAAAGAUCGCCACACCUUUCUCUCUCAGGCAUUUGUGAAAGACGUGUGAGAUCUUCCUGGAAUCGGCGUUUAUUGUGGCAACGUUACUCUCUGUUGGAUCUCUUGCGGUUGGGGCUUCUCCAAAUCCUCGCCGCCAUGGGAUAAUUGCAGGAAAAGCAGAAUUUGUUUUUACUUAGAGUGGCAGAUUGACAGGAAACAUUGUUGUAAAAAGGUUGGAGUAAUGGUUUCAAAAAAAAAAAAGAGCAGUGGUUGUCUUGGAUGCGAUAAUAAGGCAAAAUUGACUUUAUCCUUGAACAAGUCAGCAAGAAGGCAGAAAAUAAAGGAUAGCAAGGCUCCAGUACGUAGCACAUCAGAAGAUUUCUGGACUACUAGCACACGGGACAUGGAUAACAAUGUUGUUCAGUCUCGAGGAAGCAUAUCAUCAAUUAGUACGUCAGCCCAGGCACAUGAUGCCCACAGCAGUGGAAGUACAAACACCCCUUCUGAAUUUGUAAAUCAUGGACUUAUUCAAUGGACCCAAAUUCGACAGCAGUGGGUGGGAAGUAAAAAGUCUGAAAAUCAGUCACAGCAGCUGCUUGAGCCCAGAUUAAGUUGGAAUGCUACAUAUGAUAGUUUACUUGGUAGCAACAAACAAUUCGCUAAGCCUAUACCCCUUCCUGAAAUGAUAGAUUUUCUUGUGGAUGUUUGGGAGCAGGAUGGUUGGGAUGUAUGAUGACUGAACCUGGUGUAACAUUAGUUAGUUGGACAGAAUUGAUGAAUGUACUUUUAGUUUGGUUUAUUUAUGGCAGAUAGGUAAUUUAAAGUAAAAGUGCAUUUUGCCUUCUGACAAAUUCAGACAGACACAGAUUCUGGUACUGGAAUGAUCUUUUAUAGUAUAGACUACUACAAAAACACAAAUUCGGUGGUUCUAUCUGUGUACGUUGCUGACUUUGUUUCAAAUGAAUAAGUUAUUUCUUGUUAUA